CACAUCUGCGCAUGACCGCUUUUGCCAGUCGGCUCUCCCAUUUCAUUGGUUCGCUAGUGGUGAUGUCAUUAGUAGGCGACGCGGACGCGCAUGCUCACUUGCUAAGAGAUGUCAGUACUAUGAAUCCUUGAAGCGGCGAAUUGGUGGAGGUGAAGGCCGUCAGAUUUGAUGCAAUAUUCUGCAUUUUCUUAACUGGACAUUUAUAUUCUAUAACUAAACAGAAUGGCUUUAAGCUUUAAUGCAAUCCAGAAACUACACCUGUGCCGACAUCCCCUGUGGACUAAACCAUUGUGCCCAUUGUUGCACCCAUCUUCACAACUCCUAUUAUCCAAAGUGUAUAGCAGCAAAUACCGUAGGCCUGGCCUCCCCCCAGAGAACACUCCUCCUUGGAAAAAAAUUGAUUUCAGCUUUGCGAAAGGAGUGCAAGGAGUGCAGAAACACUUUGGCUUGUUGAAGAAGGAAAUAGAGGAUCACUUGAGAGGUCCUGGGGGAAGGACUAUUAAGGAGAAUAUAUUGGAGCAGACAAACAUCGUUUGGGAAUUCAAAAGCUUGGAGGAUCUGAACAAAUGGACUGUAACGUCAGACAAGGAGAUAGGAGGGAAAAGUGAGACAUUUCUAAGGCUGGGAAAGAACAAUCAGACAGCUGUUCUGUAUGGAACACUCAAUACAGACGUUCCUCGGGAUGGCGAAACCAGAUACAGUGGCUAUUGCGCUUUAAGGUCCAAUCCGCCUUUGGGAGCAUUCAAUCGUAAGCUGCAUCAUGACUGGUCAAAUUUCAACACUCUGUUCCUGCGGAUACGUGGGGACGGACGCCCUUGGAUGGUGAACAUCAAAUACGAGACCUAUUUCACCCAACAGUGGGACGAUCUACACAGUUAUUUCCUAUACACCCGAGGAGGCCCAUACUGGCAGGAGGUCAAGAUCCCUUUCUCCAAAUUUUUCUUAUCCAGCCGUGGGAGAAUUCAGGACAAGCAUCAUGCCCUGUGGAGUGACAAGGUAACUACGCUUGGUUUUACCCUCGGUGACAAGGCCGACGGACCCUUUCAGCUGGAAAUAGACUAUAUUGGUGUUUGCAAUGACAGAUCACACACAGAAGAAUGUGCCUAUGAGGAAUACAAGCGCAAACUAUAAAUGUGUGCCAACGUUUCUUUCCAUACUCUGGAUGUAGUACAUAUAUAAUUCAGUGUUGCCCUGCACUGGUAAAACUGCUGUGUUUGCUUCAGAAACACUACUAUUGCAUACCUCCCAACAUUUUGUAAAUAAAGAGGGACAGAUUUUUUUGGUCACGCCCAUUUGUAGUGGCCACACCCCCUAAUUACUAUGUUCAUUUUGCAAAUUGUAUGGUAUGUUAUACACACAGUAACACUGACACUGUAACUGACACAGUAGGGCUCUAGUCUCCCUUGCCUGGCUGCAGUCUGUACGGCAUCCCCCUCCCUAAAUCCCCCCCCCCCCAAGCAGGAGGCAGUUACUCACAGAAGCGCACAUUCCAGCACAAACAGGCGUACCAAGACGAGCAGGCAACCGCUGGGAUGAAAAACAUGUGGAUCCAGCCCUCCUCCUGUUGGCAGCAGCGUGGAAGUGAGUGAUGGCCCCAUGUUUCUGCUCCUUAACCGGAGCCCCCUGGCACUACACUAAGCCACCAGCGGGGGGGGGGGGCGCCUCUG
Messenger RNA from Xenopus laevis (African clawed frog), 1667 nucleotides. RefSeq names its product NADH:ubiquinone oxidoreductase complex assembly factor 1 L homeolog (gene ndufaf1.L). The coding region runs from base 223 to 1131 and encodes 302 amino acids. Gene Ontology annotation, cellular component: mitochondrion. Gene Ontology annotation, biological process: mitochondrial respiratory chain complex I assembly; mitochondrial electron transport, NADH to ubiquinone; NADH dehydrogenase complex assembly. NCBI's taxonomy places the organism in Eukaryota, Metazoa, Chordata, Amphibia, Anura, Pipidae. The record is from RefSeq and is a predicted model, not a curated record. The transcript is spliced from 5 exons.